Messenger RNA from Aegilops tauschii subsp. strangulata, 372 nucleotides. NCBI's taxonomy places the organism in Eukaryota, Viridiplantae, Streptophyta, Magnoliopsida, Poales, Poaceae. The record is from RefSeq and is a predicted model, not a curated record.
AUGGCGCUUCCCCGCCGGCUCCCGCGCCGCGGCCCGCCAGGCCCGCCGUCGGCCCCGCGGGCCCAGUUCUCGCGCCGCCCCGAGCGCCGCCCGCUCCUCCGCCGUCCCGUCCGCGUCGCCCGGCCGCCGCUCGCCGCCACCUCGCCGACCACCGCCACCCCCCCGCCUCGUCCAGCGCCGGCCGGCCCCGCCGCCGCCGACGGCCGGCUCCGCCCGUGCCGCCUCCACCGGAUCCGGGGAGCUCCGCCCUCCCCGUCCCUCCUCGCCGGCGCCCCGCCCCCUCCCUCCGGCGGCCUCCUCCCGCAGCUGCGGCGAGAGCAGCUCCGGCCCCGCCUCGGAAACCGCGCCAGAUCUGGAUCCAGCGAACCCUAG